Molecule: messenger RNA, 832 nt
Organism: Zingiber officinale
Lineage: Eukaryota; Viridiplantae; Streptophyta; Magnoliopsida; Zingiberales; Zingiberaceae
Product: SKP1-like protein 1
Exons: 2
Coding region: 109-594 (161 amino acids)
Biological process (GO): SCF-dependent proteasomal ubiquitin-dependent protein catabolic process
Cellular component (GO): nucleus; cytoplasm
Molecular function (GO): cullin family protein binding
Source: RefSeq, a predicted model, not a curated record
UCGACGAUAGUUAUCACGACUCGAUCUCCUUUUUCCCCUCUUCCUCCUUCCCGAUCUUGAUCGCUCCUUCGAUCUUCUCGUGAGGGUUUCUGUCGGACCGUAGCGGACAUGGCGAGGAUGAUCACGCUGAGGAGCUCGGACGGCGAGGUGUUCGAGGUGGAGGAGGCGGUGGCGAUGGAGUCGCAGACCAUCAAGCAUAUGAUCGAGGACGACUGCGCCGACAACGGCAUCCCCCUCCCCAACGUCUCCUGCAGGAUCCUCGCCAAGGUAGUUGAGUACUGCAAGAAGCACGUCGACGCCGCCGCUUCCAAGUCGUCAUCCGACGACGCCGCCGGAUCUGGGAUCUCCGAUGAGGACCUCAAGUCCUGGGAUGCCGAAUUCGUCAAAGUCGACCAGGCCACCCUAUUCGAUCUGAUAUUGGCAGCAAACUAUCUGAACAUCAAAGGGCUGCUGGAUCUGACAUGCCAAACCGUGGCUGACAUGAUCAAGGGGAAGACACCUGAAGAGAUCCGCAAGACCUUCAACAUCAAGAACGAUUUCACGCCCGAGGAAGAGGAGGAGGUGCGGCGGGAGAACCAGUGGGCAUUCGAAUGAAUUUUGAGAAGGUCGGUCCCGUUCGAAGCGUUUAGUUUCUGCCGUUUAUCUAAGUUGGUAUUUUAUGAGUGUUCAUUCAUAUUGGGGGGAGUUAUCUGCUACUAUCAAUGUUUCUUCUGUUAACCGUGGAUAAUUUAUAGCUUUAUAUUUCGUAUGUCGUUUAACGAUUGCACCAUCUGACUUGUGAAAAAAGAUGUAAUUCCAAGGCAUCAGUAUGUGUUCGAUCUUAUUUCCUUUC